AUGGCUACAGUAAUACCUCCUCCAUCUAAGAAACAGAAAAGAGAAGCGCAGAAAGUAAGGGAGGUGGAUUUGGUACCGGAAGAUGUUGGAAACGUGCUUAUCAAGUUUCAGGCAUCAGAUAGUGGGGAGUCUAUUGGAGGGUCAAUAAGAGUACCUGGGGGUAUUACAGAGAAGCAGUUAGAAGAGUUGCUCAAUAAUUUACAAGGUGAGUCAGAUGAGCCUGUGCCGUAUACAUUUUCUCUUUUAGUUCAAGAAGACGAGGAUAACAAAUUAAUAGAUAUUAGAAAUACAAUAUACCACUCGGUGAUAAAGCCCGGUAUCAAGACAACAGAAGACUUUCUUACACUAGUUUACACACCGAGAGCAAUUUUUAAAGUUAAGCCGGUAACAAGAUCCAACGCGGCGAUAGCAGGUCAUGGCUCUACGAUAUUGUGCUGUUCUUUUGCACCCAACGAUUCGGGAAGGAUGGUUUCGGGAGCUGGUGAUUCAACUGCUCGUGUAUGGGAUUGUAAUACAUCAACGCCAGUACAAACUUUAUCUGGCCACACAAACUGGGUGUUAUGUGUGGCAUAUUCACCAGACGGUACCAUGAUUGCAACGGGGUCCAAGGAUAACACAAUUAGAGUAUGGGAUGCCAAUACCGGAGCUUUACUUGGCAAACCGCUAACUGGUCAUUCCAAGUGGGUUAGUUCAUUGAGUUGGGAACCAUUACAUCUUGUUGCACCAGGCGACAAGCCGAGAUUAGCAUCUAGUUCCAAAGAUGGCACAGUGAAGAUUUGGGACACGAGUUCACGAACAUGUACAUUAACAAUGAGCGGGCAUACUAAUUCUGUUUCAUGUGUCAAGUGGUCAGGAUCAAACAUAGUAUAUAGUGCAUCACAUGACACGACUAUCAAGGCGUGGGACAUAAGUGCCAAUGGGAAAUGUAUACAAACGUUAAAGAGCCAUGCGCACUGGGUCAACCACUUAUCCUUAUCCACCGAUUACGUAUUGAGGAAAGGUGCAUUUGACCAUACUUCAACCAGAUUUUCGAAAUAUACUGCUCAAGAAUUACGCUCCAGGGCCAAAGAACAAUACGAAAAAGUUGCCAAAUUGAAUGGAGUUAUUAGUGAACGAUUAGUUACCGCCAGUGACGAUUUCACCAUGUAUUUAUGGGAACCGUUGAAGUCGUCGAAACCAGUAGUGAGAAUGACUGGACAUCAGAAAUUAGUCAACCAUGUGAGUUUUUCACCAGAUGGAAGAUUUGUAGUUUCGAGUUCAUUUGAUAACUCGAUAAAACUAUGGGAUGGUAUUAGAGGUACGUUUAUUACGACUUUGCGAGGACACGUUGCGCCGGUAUAUCAAACAGCAUGGUCGGCCGAUAACAGAUUACUAGUGAGUUGUUCAAAGGAUACUACAUUGAAAGUUUGGGAUAUAAGAACAAAGAAAUUGAGUGUUGACUUACCGGGGCAUGCUGACGAAGUAUAUGCAGUAGAUUGGAGCUUGGAUGGUAAGAGAGUUGCAUCUGGAGGUAAGGAUAAGAUGAUUAGAUUAUGGUCUCAUUAA
Molecule: messenger RNA, 1545 nt
Organism: Lodderomyces oxycetoniae
Lineage: Eukaryota; Fungi; Ascomycota; Pichiomycetes; Serinales; Debaryomycetaceae
Exons: 1
Coding region: 1-1545 (514 amino acids)
Biological process (GO): ribosomal large subunit assembly
Cellular component (GO): nucleolus
Molecular function (GO): protein binding
Source: RefSeq, a predicted model, not a curated record